AUGGCAACCAUUGCCCAGAAGUUGGGCAAACAGGGUAGCGAGUCCAUGGGCGUACCCCAUGGAGAGGAGACAGAGGAGCAGACUGAUCCACACGAAAAGCCUCGGGCAGAGGCGCAGACCAAUCCACAUGAAAAACCUCAGGACACAAAUGGGGAGGCUGUUGGUGCUACAUCUGAACAAGGUAAGCAGCAGAGAGAGUGACACUGUUUAAUAAAGUUAAGUGUUCCAUGUGACUCCCUAAAAACACGCCACUUCAAUACAGCUACGACCAGAAGUUACUUUUCGUAGCAGGUUAGGAGAGCCUUUUCGCUAACCCUUUAACUAACCUUAACCUAAUUUUCCUAACCUGCAACGAUAAUUCUCCUAACCUACAACGAAAAAAGUCACUUCAUAGCUGGAUCGAAGUGGCAUGUUUUUAGGGAAUUUUGCAUUCCAUACUGCAUGUAGUGGAGGACAGACCCCACCACGUUCCUAUGUUUCCUCAGGCCAGGAGCUGCCUCCAGAAGAGCUUCCUGUAACAUCCUCCACCCCGGGAAAUCGUCUGCAGAGAAAAAGAGUCCCUAAUCCGAAAUAUCAGAGCGAACCAGACACCGACAUGACCAACACAGACCGUGAGUGCCUGGUUAUUAAUAUUGUGUACUAGUAGUAGCCUAAUAUAUGCCUAGAUGAUAGCGCAAACCAACUUGCCUCUUUUGUUGCUCUGAUGUAUAUUUUGGUCUAUUUUUUCCUCAUAGUACAAUGUCCUGACUCAACAGAAAAGCCAAGGAAAAAGAGGGGCCUGAAAAAAUCUGUCUCCAACACAGAAACUGACCAGCAGGAGCCUGCCAAAAAGACCCCAAAACCGAAAACCCCCAAAAAGACACCUGCCAAAAAGACACCACAGAAAAAGGCAGCGGUCUCGAGCAUAAACAGUGAAAAGGGGCUUAUCAAACAGACCCCUGCCAAGAAGACCUCUGCCAAGAAAAUACAACAGGAAACACCACAGGUCAACUCCACGCCCCCCCCUGCAGUCCCGGAACUGAGGGAGACCCCAGAGGAGCCUGAAACCACCCCUGGUGGCAGACCCAAGCGGAGGGCAGCAAAAGCGUAUGUGACAUCAUCUAGUCCCCCAUCAUUUUGAUUCUGUUACAGCAAGUAAGCAGUCUCUGAUGGUAAAGAAGAGAUGCUCCUAUACAGUAUGCCUAUUAGUGGAGAUUUCAGUGAAUGAGUAGUAGUAUUCUUCUUGUUUGGCCAGUGUUUUAUACAGCUACCUUUGGCUCCCAAUGCUUUUUCAAUAUCUCAUUCACUUUGGAUGGACUCUAUUAUAAAACAAUCAUAAAUGGCCACCAAAUCAAACUUUAUCUCUUCACAUCAAAAGCAAUUUCAUUCAGAGUUUGGAAAAAGUAAUGCUCAAUUGACCCAUUGUUGUAUGUUUCUGUUCUAUCUCAGUGCAUUGCAGUACCUCCAUACCCUGGCCAAGGAGGUAUACAACCAAUCUGACAAUGCUACUAAGAACGACUGGGAGUCUAGCCCAGUCCCCAGCCCCAGCUCAACCCAGCCCCAGAAACGGACCAGAGGCAAGGGCAAGAAGAGGAAGGCCCCUGAUUUUGACAGUGACAACGCCGCAGAGGAUAUGGACUUUGUUCCAGAAAAUAAAGACACUGAGGAGGAACGUGAGGAUGAAGAUACUCAAGAAGACCUAGACUUAGACUUGGAGCAGAGGCACACACCAACGAAAGACCUUAGAUCCAGACGCAUUUCCAGAGGUCUUGUGAGUACCAUUUUUUUUAACAGAAGAUUGUGAUAAAUAGACUAGCAGACAAACCAAGAGAUAUUGGGAGGUAUUUUUCCCACUAGACGACCACAGUCUGAGACCAAUGACAAACUAAAUGAAGACUUUUGUGUUACCGUUGUCAUGUUUUAUUUUUUGUCACUCAGUCAAGUCAAGCUCGAUAUCAUGGUAACGCCCCCAAUGGACUGACCAACAUCGUGAUGGGACCCAUCUGGAUGUGCACCAAAACCACCAAGACCUUGUAAGUGGCUCGCCUGUCUUCUAUGGGGCAGGUAGCUUAGUGGUUAAGAGCGUUGUGCCAGUAACCAAAAGGUCGCUGGUUCUAAUCCCCGAGCCAACUAGGUGAAAAAUCUGUUGAUGUGCCCUUGAGCAAGGCACUUAACUCUAAUUGCUCCUAUAAGUAGCUCUGGAUAAGAGCGUCUGCUAAAUGAGUAAAUGUAUGUAGCAAUAAAAAAAUGAGGUUUUAUUGCUUACUGCCAGUAGGGGGUGCUCAAUGCAUUUACAUUAUUCACUCCUGGGUCUUUUGUCCUGGCUCUUUCUGUGGGUUUGACUGACUGUCUUUUGCAGCCGUGAUGAACACUGUAACGAAUGGGUCUUUGCUGAGUGGAUACCUUCAGAGAAGGAUUGGCAUUGCUUGUCGGACAGGUAGAAAUAUCAUUACACAUUUGAUUAUUACAUUAUACUUGAUCUCCCAGAAAAAAUACUACAUAUAUCUCACAAAUCAAGUAACCCAAGAAUACAUCAAAUGUUUGGUAUGCAUUUCCCCUCCCAGUGAGGCUGAGCAGUAUCUACCGCAGGAGAUGAUGUCUACAGCCUUCACCUUCUCCAGAGAGGGCAUCAGAGAGGAGACUCCUCUGCACAGAAUGAAGAGGUAGGUCCUUUGUAGCUCAAUUUGUAAUUGUGGUGCUAGCAACACCAAGGUCUUGGUCAAGUCCUUGAUAUAUAUAUAUAUAAUUUUUUUUAAAAGUAUCUUACUGUUGUUUGCUGUCCAGGUUUGAGUGCCUGCCACCUCAUCCUGAGCGCUGGGACAUGCUAUUCUAUACGGGCGGCCCGGUGUGGGCCAUGGACUGGUGCCCCACCCCCGAUGGCGCCCCUGCCAGCCAGUGCGCUGCCAUCUACUGCCACAGGAACCUGGAUGACCAGCACAGGAUGAAUGAGUUGUACACCAAACCUGGACUCAUCCAGAUCUGGGAUAUGGGACAACUCCAGUACAACACCAGGUAGGGACCAUGGCAAUGGCCAGUUAAUGGGGAUCAGUAUCGUUUUUUUUCUUAAAUAACUAUAUAUUUUUCUAUCUACCGCUACAAUCUUCUUGAUCUUUCUACCUUUCUCUGGGCCAUCUCUCUGCUCCAUCUCUCCCCAGUCCCCAGUCCUCUCCACGGCUGGCCUAUGGUAUUGCCCAGGAUAAAGGCUUUGUGUGGAACCUGAAGUGGUGUCCAGGAGGAGCCUGGGAGCUGCCCACCACUAACAGGAAGGUAGGAACAGAAGCACACAGAGAUACACAGGGACCUGACAUGUUAAAUCUACAUCAGUAAUGUCUGUUACUGCAUAAUGGCUAAACAUGACUGUAAAAGAGAACUGUAUAAAACACUAAAAAAUAGAAUGUAUGACUCUCUUUGUCCCUCUCUUUCCUUCUGUCCUCCCCCUCUCUCUGGCAGGCCCCUCACAUGCCCAGAAUGGGUCUCCUGGCUGCCUCCACAUCAGAUGGUCACAUCACCAUCUACAGCCUGCCUCACCCCGACACACUACUAGCCCGCAGGAAACACACCGCUAAAGGUUAGCAUGCUCAUUUAAAGUGGAACUGACAGCGUUUUAACUACUUUGCAGAUAUGAAACAAACAGACAAUCAUGAUAUCAGUAAAAAUAUCAAAUUCCCAGUUUAUGCUACAAAACCAACUUUAUUAGGUUUUAAAAAUAGGUUAUAUUUGACUAAAAAUUCCAUGAUGUAGAUAGAGUAAGGUAUUGCUGGCAGUUUA
Coregonus sp. 'balchen' is the source of this 3747-nucleotide messenger RNA. NCBI's taxonomy places the organism in Eukaryota, Metazoa, Chordata, Actinopteri, Salmoniformes, Salmonidae. The record is from the annotation of a GenBank genome assembly.